AUGGACGCUGUGAGCGCAGCUUCUAGCAUCAUCACUGUGAUCGAAAUAGGGGCGAAGGUCGCCUCACUCCUAUUGCAAUACUACACCGCAGUUAAAAAUGCCCAGUCAGAGAUUAUCCGUCUACAGGAAGAGCUUGGAAGGCUAAAUACUACUCUCGAAGGCUCGCGAAAGCUUCUUGACAGUCAAAAUGGCAAGAAGCUUCAUACAUCACAACGGUUGCACGAGGGCGUUCAUGGUUGCUCGGUCCAGCUUACAGAGCUUGAAGCAAUAUUGAAGAAAAAAAUUGACUCUAAUCAAUGA
Messenger RNA from Penicillium lagena, 300 nucleotides. RefSeq lists its product as uncharacterized. The record is from RefSeq and is a predicted model, not a curated record. NCBI's taxonomy places the organism in Eukaryota, Fungi, Ascomycota, Eurotiomycetes, Eurotiales, Aspergillaceae. Bases 1 to 300 code for a protein of 99 amino acids. The transcript has a single exon.